ACGCGCGGCCAAACAAAUUCAGGAAAAAGACAAAAAUCUAUCGGCCGUCCCCAGCUUUGCCACCUCUUCUUCUCUCCCUCUUUUCUUCUCCCCCUCUCUCUCGGAGGAGCAGAAAACGGAAAAUACAGAAAACCCACCCACACUCAAUUAUCGUUUUCCGGUUUCAAAUCUCACUCCAAAAAAGCAAACAAAAACGAAAAGUGAAAUUCUCUCUCCCCUUUCGUUCUAGGGUUUCUGCAUUCGCGCAUUCUCUUCCUGCUCCGCUACUGCGAGCAUUGACUGCUCCGGGCUCGCGGAGACUUUCGAUUGCUGCCGAUUCGGAUUCUCCGAUUCGGUGUCGUCUCCGAUAAUUGCGAGGGCUUUUGUUCGGAGGAAUCUUGCGAGCACGGACUGAGGUGUAGGCUCACAAUCCGCGUAGUGAUUUUCGGUUCUUCUGUGGUAGUGCGAGGCUGGAUAAUGUUCGUACGGUUUUACGUGGAUUCAUUUUUUCGACAGUGGAAGUGAGUAGUGCUGAUUGUUACCUACCAAAUAUACGAGUCUCAAUGGUCUGUCCACUUGGAAAUGGGACGAUGGCCGUCAUGGCAAGGCUUCUGGCGGGCGUGAAUGUCUCACAGAGCAUAACAGAAGGAGUUGGCCAUCACAAGUUUGCUGCUCAAAUAAUCUGCAGAGAAUUAAGUGAGGCAAAUGAAGCUAAUUUACUUGAUGAAGAAGGUGAUAUCUUUAAUUAAUUCGGACACGGCUUUAAUAAAGAAGUGUACUUGUUCUACGGUCACGAGAUAUGCAUGUGUUUGGUUUGAAGCCGAUGGAUGAUCCUCUACAUUUGGUAUGUUGCAAUGGUUGUAAAAAACCGGUCAAGGCCAGUCAGUAUGCAGCUCAUGCAGAACUUUGUAGGUUAUUAAAAUCUACGCAGGAAACUACUUUGGAGCUUGAUGGAAGUAUGGGGCAAAGGAAGCCUCCAAGAAAGGAGAGGAAAAAGUCAUCAACUGCUCAUGCUAACCAGGCCACUUUAGUUGGAGAGCUAGAACGAUCUGAAUAUGUAGAUGGAGACGAUAACUCUGUGUCACAAUUCCAGUUGGAUGGGCAAAUUGGAAUGAAUCCUGGCUCUUUUAUGGAGGCAAAAAUGAAUUCAGCUUAUGCGGACGCGACGUACAUGAUUGAUGGUUCUGGAGUUAGUCCAGGAAAUACUAAUGGCUCAACAUCUGUGACCCUUCCACCGACAAAACGAUUUAAAAUGAUACCAGGUCAGCAGCUGCCUUUAUCAGAUGAUAUAGGAACAGCAUCUGCUGUAUCAAAACUUGCAAGUACUGAGGAUGCAUAUCCUUAUAGGGAUUCUCCAAAAGGAGCCAUUUCUGCUCUUAAAUAUAAGAAGUCCGGGCAAGCCCUUGAUUGCUGCCUGCCAAUUAAAGAUUGUCCUCUUCCCCUGGCUACUAAAGUAUAUUACUCUCAAAGAGGCAAUCGGCUCCGAUCAGAUCUUAGUCAUCUAUACCAUGAGGCAAUGGCAUCAACUGAGGAGCUUUGUAGUGACAUGAGAGACUCACAGCCUUUGCCUUCUUUGCGGAAACCUGACCAAAUUCUCACACAAAAUUCAGAAGUUUGUUUGGAGAACUCAAUAGGUUACCUGCCUGAUGGUGACUUCUCAAAUCAGUUUCCUGUGGAUAAUGUUCCAAGGCCUCAGGUGGCUGGCGUUGGUUUAGCAACAAGCAAAAUUCUUUCAAAACCUUAUUCUUUUGCGGGUAACUCAGGACAAUCAUUGGGGACCAUGCAACAGAAAACUGGCAGCGUUCCCGUUAUAUAGGAGUGCUGGUAGGAAUUUUUGCUUCGGUUAAGGUUUAAUUUUGACCUAAUACUUGAGGUUAGGACUUAGGUUUCAUUUUGAAAUUGACUAAACUCAUCAUUAAAAUGUUCAUUCUAGGCCUCUACAUAAUAGUCAACACUGAACUAUGUUUGUAUAUCAAUUGCUGUGCACGCUGUCCUAAGUUUCCGUCGAACAAAUGCUACUCUUGAAUUUGUAAAUAUGAAUACUUGGAAUCUUUUUAAUUGAUGCAAUAUUCUUUCUGUUA
This is a messenger RNA of Pyrus x bretschneideri (Chinese white pear), 2060 nucleotides long. RefSeq lists its product as uncharacterized. Bases 779 to 1795 code for a protein of 338 amino acids. The transcript has 13 exons. NCBI's taxonomy places the organism in Eukaryota, Viridiplantae, Streptophyta, Magnoliopsida, Rosales, Rosaceae. The record is from RefSeq and is a predicted model, not a curated record. Gene Ontology annotation, cellular component: SAGA complex.